GGGAAAUGUUAACAAUUUCAAUGCUACUACUAAAGUGCACCAAAUUUUGUACAAAUCAUUCAAACAAGUAAAAAAAAAUCACUCAAAUAAUUACGAUGUGUACAAAUGUGGAUUCACUCUUCCGUCGUUUGACAGUUGUGAUGCGGUUCAAAUAAACCGCGCAGGUGAGAACGAGAUGGAGCGUGUGCGUGAAAGAAAUAGUAAACCAAACCGUUCGAUAGAAAGUAAACAAACUGGGAAAGAAACAUGAAUCGGUUGAACUUUUUAAAUUUGUUUUAGAUGCACUCAAAACCAUAAUACAUUAACCAGCAUGUGAGGGUGAUUUGUACUACAUACCGUGGAGUUCCAUCAGAAUUUGUGCUGCCCAUUAACACCUCCCUUAAAAAAAAGAACACGCUUGGCGUACGGUUUGAUUAGCGUGUUUAUUAGCGACUAGGAAAAACAUCAUCGCGUAGCAGACGGGCUGUCCGAGGAGAUGCUAUCCAGAGUUUCCAUUCUGCACCUAGAGCUGCUGAACAAUGGAUCGGGUGGAACCGGUGGCAAACCGACGGUCGGCCAGCUGCUGGCAGUUGCGGCCGGUGUCGGUGUUGCCUCAGCGGUCGGUUACGGUGUGUAUCGGUACCUAAAGUAUCGUGCCGAACAGCAACCACCGGCGGAAUGGUACCGCGUCGGUGAGGUGUCCGAUCUGUGGAUCUACCCGAUCAAAUCGUGCGGCGCGGUACGGGUACGUCAGUUCCAGUGCUCGUCCAUCGGGCCACAGCUGGGACUGUUGCGUGACCGCAUCUUUAUGGUGGUAAAAAGUGCCGAUGGAAAGUUCAUAACUGGUCGGUCCCAUCCGACGCUUGUGCUGGUGCAGCCCUCCUUCGACGAGCAGUAUGAACGGAUGACCCUGUCCUCACCCGGGAUGAUGGAUAUCACCGUGAACGUGAAGCAACUGCUCGAAACCGCACCGGGCAGUGCGUCCGUUUGGGAUCAACCGGUAGCAGCGGUCGAUUGUGGGGAGGAAGUAGCCCGCUGGCUGUCGCGCUUUAUACUGAGCGAAGAUUUUGGCCUACGGCUCGUGUACUACCCACUGGAACGUCCGACCCGUCCAGUGCGGGAGAAGAAUCGUAUCCACGCGCUGCUAACGGCACGUGAUUCCGGUGCGCUACACGAUGCCACCAGCUACAUGCUCGUAUCGGAAGCAUCCGUAGCGGACGUAAACACGCGGUUAGAGAAACCGGUACCGGCACUACAGUACCGGGCGAACAUUCUCGUCAAGGGACCGAGUGCCUUCGAGGAGGACGACUGGAAAUGGAUACGGAUCGGUGAAACUGUUUACCGUAAUGUGAAACCAUGUACGAGGUGUCUGUUCACGAACGUUGAUCCUGAAACGGGGGUCAGCAACCCGGCACAGGAACCGCUGAACACGCUGCGGAAGUACCGGCUGAAGCCCGGCCUCGGCAACUCACCGGUCGUGGGCAUGCAGAUGGGCGUCCGGACGCUCGGUGCGAUCGGGCUCGGUGACACCGUGUACGUCGGAUGAUGCAUUUCGGAUCCUGUUCCGCUUCACACGGCAUGUAUUUGUAUGCAUAUUUUGCUUUUAUUGUUAAUUUAAAUGCACUAUCGCGGCUUAUCGAAAACCGA
This is a messenger RNA of Anopheles funestus (African malaria mosquito), 1626 nucleotides long. Its product is annotated as mitochondrial amidoxime reducing component 2-like. The transcript has 5 exons. NCBI's taxonomy places the organism in Eukaryota, Metazoa, Arthropoda, Insecta, Diptera, Culicidae. The record is from RefSeq and is a predicted model, not a curated record. Gene Ontology annotation, molecular function: pyridoxal phosphate binding; catalytic activity; molybdenum ion binding. The coding region runs from base 476 to 1525 and encodes 349 amino acids.